UUUUUAAUUAUGACCUAAAGGAUGUGGCAACAGUAUAGUAACGCGUAGACUGAGUUUUCCAUGUGAAUUUUAUUUUUGUCUAAAUUUAUAAACAUGUUUUGUUUUGUAUCCGAAUUUAAAGACUAUUGCGCAUAAAUAUGAAUGAGGUAAAAUGACACUGAAAACUAUUUUAAAGAAUUUCUUAAACUAUGCAGACACGUUGGAGGCUCAAAAAAAACUAGGCAAGGAUCUCUACGAAGUUGAUUUUCAGAAAUUGAAAGCUUUAACUGAGGAAUUAAAGCAUGAUAAUGAUUAUGCCUGCUCCGAAGGUCUUAAGGAAGUCAACAGAAGAAAAAACAGAUAUAAAGACAUACUUCCAUAUGACUACACAAGAGUCAUUUUGUCAGAAUAUCCAGGUGUUCCAGGAUCUGAUUAUAUUAAUGCUAAUUAUAUUAAGGGUGCAAGUGGGUCUUUGGCAUACAUUGCAUCUCAAGGACCCCUGCCAAAUACAGUUGUAGACUUUUGGAGAAUGAUUUGGGAAUGUGAAAUCCAAGUUAUUGUAAUGGCAUGUAAUGAACAGGAAUCUGGAAAAUAUAAAUGUGAAUGCUAUUGGCCCACUGAUGAAGAAAAAAAGCAAUAUGGAAAUAUCAAUGUUGAAUUUGUGAAAUGGCGGCAGGUUUGCCCAGAUUUUUUAGUUCGUACCCUCAAAGCAUGCUGGGAGAAUGAGGAAAGAGUGAUAUGCCAAUUUCAUUACACAACAUGGCCUGAUCAUGGAGUGCCAAAUUCAGUUCAACCUAUUUUGGAAUUAGUUCGCCUCAUUCGAGAUUGUCAAGCUUCUGAAGCCGUACCUGUUCUAGUACAUUGCAGUGCUGGGUGUGGUCGCACUGGAACUAUCUGUGCUAUUGAUUAUGUAUGGGGCUUAAUGAGAAUGGGAAAGUUGUCAAAGAAUUUCAACCUUUAUAAUGUUAUAGCUGACAUGAGGAAACAAAGGAUAGCUAUGGUGCAAACUAAAGAGCAGUAUGUAUUAGUACAUAAAGCUGUAUCAUCAUUGUUUGAGCAACAGUUGAGAGUAAUUGACAGUCACACUUAUGAAAAUUUGGAUCAAGAUGGAGAACCUUUAAUUUUAAAGGAGUUGAACCAACAGGAGGAGGAUAUAUAUGAAGAUAUUUUGGAACCACCUUUAACAGAAGAACCAUAUGCUUCUGAGGAAAGAAAAUUGCAGUCUUCCAAAAUAUUUCAUGAACAAGCAUCUGAAAAUAAAGAUAUGCCAUAUAUCUCUAAAAAAGAAUCUUCUGAAAAUUUACCUAAUUCUACAAAAUCUGCUUAUUGCAAAUCAGAGAAUGACAGUCGACAAAAUGAGGUCCAAGAUACAAAGAAUGCAGUCAGCUGCAACAGAGUUGAAAAUUCAAAGUCAGAACAUAACAUUAAAGUCACUGAUAAUGAACUUGAUAAUCUGUGUUCACGAAAUUCUAAAAUAUUAUUGAAAUUGUGCCGAGAAGAAAGUGUAAAAAGAUUAAUAUCUGGAUGGAACAAAGCAGUUGAGCAGACAGAUGAUACUAAACCAGUUCCAAAAGAAACUCAUGGUGAUAAUGAUGUCACUUCAAAAAGUCCUGUAACUAAAAAGUUUUCUGAUCAUUUAAUGUGUGAUUCAAAACCCCUCUCUUCUAAUGAUCUAACAUUUAUCCAAAAAACAGAUAAUGGGUCUGUUCCCACUGAUAAUCUUCACAAAAUAGACAUUUUAUGUGAUGAUAACAUUACGUCUGAUACUUCUCCAAAGACAAGUUCCCCUGAAGAUACUCAUGCUGGAAAACUUGUAGGAAAAGCUACUGUAAUAAGAAGACCCAGUAUUGCAAAAUUAAAAGCACUUUUUGAGAAAACAUCUCAAGGAAAUACAGAUUUUACAGAUUCUGCACGACAGCGAAGACCACUUUUUCGAAGCCACAGUCAUUAUGUUAGCCAUUCUAGUCGACAGUUUACAGUUUCUGAUGCUGAAGAUCAAAAUUUUAAUUCAAAUCAAGAAGUUGGAAUAUCUUCUGUCACUAGUAAUGAAGAAAGUUCAGCUAGGAAAGAUAAUAUUGGCCCAAAAAACAUAACUGAUGGUCACAUUGUUCAUAACUUUCAAAAUUCCGGCAAUACGAACAUUCAGCAUUUUAUAGGAAAUUGUAUUGUAGAAUCUGCUCAAGCUUCUGGUUAUUCAGAGCAGUUCAUAAUAGAUUCCAGUGCUGAAUUACAGAUUACUGAGGAUAAUAAGCAAAAGUAUUUAUUAAAGUAUAGUAAAUCAUCAUCUGCAACAGAUAAUAACAAAGAUCAUUCCACCAAUAGCAAAGAAAAUAGUUAUUCAACACAGUGUUUAGGAAACUGUAAUAAUGAUUUCCAUCACAUUGCUGAUGAAAGCAAACAGAAAACUUUAGUUAAGUAUCGAAUACAUUCCAUUCCGUCUGAUACUUUUAAAGAUACUGUCAAAGUCAGUUACCUGGAUAAAAAUCAACCAAAUGAAAAAGCAGAAUGCAUUAGUGAAAUACAGAGCAAUUCUGAAGCACUAGCUAAUUCCAAAAUAAAGCUAAGACAGUGUCAGUCUGUUACCUUUAAAAAAGAAAAGCCUCCUGAGUUACCAGUAAAGAAAAAACCUGCUGUACCUCUUCCUCAUUCUGAGAACUCUGCUGAAAAGAGUUUAGCUGAAAAUGUUGUGCCAAGAUUUCAGAUUAAUAUGCCAAAACUAAGCCAUGCAUUUUCAGAAUCUCAAAGUAAAAGUUGUAACACUUCUGUUUCAAGUGAUGCGACACCCAAUAAAGUCAUGAGCCCCCAUGAAAUGACAUAUAAGAUUGUUAAAAGUGCUGUGCCUGCUGCAACUAGUCAGGACUGGAAUUCUGAAGACUCUCUUCGAGAAUAUCGUAGACAUUCACAAGAAGUAGAAAGACGUGUGUUGCAUAAAAAUCAAUCAUUUUCUGAUCCAGAACAGAGUACCACUCGUUCUCAUGAUACUAGCAAGCAAGUAGUAAAACCAAAAUUGAGUUUAACUGAUGAGACUCAUCCAAAACUAGCCUAUUCUUCUGGGAAAUCUGCUGUAAAUGAUAAGUCAUUUUCUCCUGAUUGUACAUAUAUGAAUGUAAAUUCACUGGCCCAGAAAAAUAUACGCCAAAUAGAAGAUAAGCUACGCGAUCAUCCUCGUGGUGCUAUUAUUGACUUAACCUCCAGAAAGUCAUAUAUUGAUGAUAUGAAUACUACUACUGAAAAACAAUAUAUUUUUCGUAAUACUGUGCAACCUGUAAAAUUUUCACAGCGUCAAGAGACUAGAGACUUAACACCCCAAGGAAAAAGUAAUAUAAUUAGGCCUGAAACCUCUACUCUAAAAAGUACAUCUGCAAAAUGCUUUUCCUCUGUAUAUGGUCCUAAAACUGCUGAAUCUAAAACUGAAACUUCAAAAAAUGAUUUAGACAAUAUUAAUUCUAAAAAUUUACUUCUUCAUAGCCCACCUCCUAAGUCUAAACGUGGGCAUCCUUCUAAAGGUAAUUCCAUUGUAUCUUCUUCUUUGCCGUCAGCAAAUCCUGUCACGGAUGCCUCUCCAAACAGCAGUAAAAUUGCUUCUAAUGUAGCGGACAGCAGUAAGCAAACUAAUACGUCUUUUGCAAGUUCUUCAAAUACCACCGUUACAACAAGUAGUACUAGCACUAUGGCAGACAGAUCAGAUCCAAGGUAUUUUCCAGUGACACGCCAAACUGCUUCAGAUGCAAGGUAUGAAUGUGAAAAACAGAAAGCUAGUAGCAGAGAAAACUUUAAUGCUUCACGUACUGGAAAUUUAUAUGAAUCCCAUUAUUCUAUACAUCCAUCCACUUCUGUGUACCAUAAAUUGCCACUUCCUUAUGAUAAAACUGCUACAGAAUAUGACAAAUAUACACCUAAAUUAAUAUUAAAGGAUGUGAAAUAUGCUCAUGACAGUAACAAAAAUAACAGCUAUGAUAAAGAACCGUUAUAUGGUUUACAGAGAUCUACUUCUGGGCCACAGAUAUUGCCUUGUACUUCUGACUCUUCUCAAAAAAUAGCCGUCAGUUCAGAAGCAAAUAGAUCUUUUACAUUAUAUAAUCAAGUUAGUGAAGAAAGUAGAACACCUAAAUCUGCAGCAACUGUUGAGACUCGGCAGCAGUCACAUUAUAAUCAAAAUACUUCUUUUGGUUUGUAUGGUGCCAAUUGGGCAACAACAUUCAUUUCCACCAGGUCCUCCUAAACCUCCAAGAACAUUUCAUUAUGAUUUGAAAAGCAGCCAAGAAAGAAUUCCACAGUCUGAAGUGUACAAAGGUGACCAAAAUAUUAAAAGGGAUGGUGGUCGUUAUAUUGUUUCUGUUGCAUCACCAAAGCAUUCCAGUCAA
This is a messenger RNA of Stegodyphus dumicola, 4343 nucleotides long. RefSeq lists its product as uncharacterized. Gene Ontology annotation, biological process: protein dephosphorylation. Gene Ontology annotation, molecular function: non-membrane spanning protein tyrosine phosphatase activity. The record is from RefSeq and is a predicted model, not a curated record. Gene Ontology annotation, cellular component: nucleus; cytoplasm. Lineage: Eukaryota; Metazoa; Arthropoda; Arachnida; Araneae; Eresidae.